Phialemonium atrogriseum is the source of this 1387-nucleotide messenger RNA. RefSeq lists its product as uncharacterized. The transcript has a single exon. Gene Ontology annotation, cellular component: mitochondrial inner membrane. NCBI's taxonomy places the organism in Eukaryota, Fungi, Ascomycota, Sordariomycetes, Cephalothecales, Cephalothecaceae. Gene Ontology annotation, biological process: intracellular monoatomic cation homeostasis. Gene Ontology annotation, molecular function: ribosome binding. The record is from RefSeq and is a predicted model, not a curated record. Bases 117 to 1232 code for a protein of 371 amino acids.
GACCCGUUCUUUUUUCCCUACCUUCCAUUCGCCAAUGCUAAUUCCGCAGCUGUAUUUUUCUCAACGUAGAAGCUUCAUCAGACUAAGGCGCAACCUAACACCCACCGCGCAAUGCAAUGAGACUCAGUUCCCAUACCCGCGUUUUGCGCGGGCCUGUCCUUACCACACGAAACUAUGCGUCCAUAUCCCCAGUUCUUCUUGCCAUAGCCUCCAUCCCGAGGUGCCAGUCUUCACGUGCUCUGCACCAUGGCCGGCAUAUCCAUUUCUCUGCAACCCCUCCGCGGCUGUCCGCGGUGCCGCAGCCGCAGCAUAAGUCGUCUACGGUAGAGACCACACAUCCUCCACUUCAGACCCCAAUCGCACCGCAACUCUCUCCCACAGCCGCGAACCCCCCAGCCACGACCCGGCCGCCGCCUCUCGACCUCCCGACCCGACAACCUGAAACUUCGACCUUCUCGCACCUCCUCGCAACCGCCAAGGCCUACGUGGCCUUCUACAAGACCGGCCUCCGCCAUAUCUACACCAACACCCGCCUCGUAUGGUCCUCCCAACCAGGGAACACCUCCCCACCCCCGGGUACGCGCGCCCACCUCCUCCUACAUGAGCGCUGGCGCCACGACGCGCGGCGCGUGCCGCUGUUCGCGCUCAUGCUCCUCGUGUGCGGCGAGUUCACGCCCCUCGUCGUCCUCGCCGUCCCGCGCAUCGCGCCCCUGACCUGCCGCAUCCCGGCCCAGGUAUCGCAGAUCCGCCGCCACGCCGAGGGCCGGCGCCGCUGCUCGGCGGACGCGCUCCGGGCGCGCGUCGACAACACCGCCGGCGACCGGGAGCUGCCCUACGGCCUCGUCGUCGGCCACAUGGCCCGCUCGCUCGGCGUCGUGUCCCCGCUCUGGGAUCGCGUCGGCUGGGUGCCGGCGUCCCUCGCCGGGGGCGCCGCGGGUGCGCGGCUGAGGUUCUUGGCUAGGGACGACGCGCUGCUGGUGCGGGCGGGCGGGGUCCCCGCGCUGGAAGCCGAGGAGGUCGAGCUGGCGUGCGCGGACAGGGGCAUCGGUACCCUGGGGAGGACGGACGGCGAGCUGAGGGACGUGCUGGCGCGGUGGCUGGCCCUGACGGCGGCGCACGACAUGGGCGCCGAGGAGAGCACGAGGAGGAUGAUGGCGCUGCUGAUGCAGGAGGAGAGGGCCUGGCCCAACACUUGGCCGGAGGCGGAGGGGGCUGAGAAGCGCGGCUCGUGAUGCGCCGUGGGAUAUGUGGGAUAUGUAUAUCUACCCUGUCAGGAAAGAGACGUGAGCUCUCUGCUCUGUAUUUAACAUUUGUACGAUGGCAACCUCUAUAUAUAACCAACUUAACAUAGACAAUCUCAUCUUGAAACGGUCACAAAAGAUAGCAA